AUGUCGGGCUCCAGUUCUGUGGAAGACCUUCCUGACCAGUGCAAAGACCUGUUCACUCAAGAUGGCGUUUUACUCAAGGCGUGCCUCGGGAGACCAAUCACUGACCUCAACAGCAUCGGUAUGCUUUGCAUCGUUGAGAACCACGACAAUAGCAAGAGUAUUGAAUGGAGACCAAACGAUCUGAUCACCAUAGACUCCGACACUCAAGACCAGGAGUGGGCCGUCGUUAACACUAUUGGUAUAUCCAUGUCUUACGCUAAAGGUCGUCGCCAAAGAACUUUCAGCGGCAACAUCACAGCAGACUAUGCCACAGCUCGUGCCCGCAUCAUCAGAAUUCCCCUUGAGGAGUUAAAGACCUUUAGAGUAACACGCAACAACCAGCAAAUGCAGUUUUCCACAAAACCAGGAGUUUGGCAGACCACAUUCUACUUCCAACAUGGGAACGCUGAAAUUUUCGUAGCCUCUUUAAAGAAUCAUGUGAAAACGGCUAAAACCAGACAUGACAGGAACACGUAUGUGGUCGUAGAACCUAAUACAGAAUCCCAAGUGCUGAAUAAGUCUUUUGCUGAACUGGACAUCUUUACAGAGAACACUACAGACGUAGUGUGGAACUUGGUGUCUAAUUUUAAACAGAGGCCGUAUGAGACGACUAUGGAGGCGUUUUCCAAAUUAACUGAUAUUGUGUACUAUGGUAAUGAAGGAGCGAGUGGGAAACGCGAUGUGUCCGAAGAAGUAGCGGACCUUCUGACCAAAAGUAUGAAUGAAAUAGACGAAGCCACGACAGUAACGACACUCACCAGACAGAGUGAUGAGUACGAGGUCGUCACUGUCAACCCGAUGCUACCACCGAGACCCGUUAUACCCAGAGGUACACCGCUUUCAACGGAAAAGUGGGAGGGGCUACAGGAUACAGAAGGCAGAGUUACAGAAGUGGAUGGAGUUCGACAACUUAUCUUCAGAGGUGGGAUCGCACGCUCGAUACGACAUUUAGUUUGGAAGUACCUCUUAGACUACUACCCGUGGCACAUGACGCAUGCACAAUUGAAAACGUUGCAUAAGAAGAGAACAGAGGAGUAUUUUACCAUGAAGUUGCAAUGGAGAUCCAUGACUGAAGCACAGGAAUCGAGGUUUGCAGAAUACAGAGAGCGCAAGAACCUUGUAGAGAAAGACGUGAACAGGACAGACAGGACACACCCAUACUACGCCGGCGAGAACAACCCCAACUUAUUGGUGUUACAAGACAUACUCAUGACGUACGUGAUGUACAACUUCGACCUCGGCUACGUACAGGGCAUGAGUGAUAUACUGGCGCCCUUGUUGCUCCUGAUGGGGAAUGAAGUCGACAGUUUCUGGUGUUUUGUUGGGUUUAUGGAUAAAAUUGCAUCAAACUUCGAAAUGGACCAAGCGGGCAUGAAGCACCAGUUGCUGCAGCUCCAACAAUUGUUAAUGUUCGUGAGUCCCGAGCUCGCCAACCACCUCGUCCAGAAGGACUCCGGGAACAUGUUCUUCAGUUUCCGCUGGCUCCUCGUGUGGUUCAAGAGGGAGUUCUCACACAGAGAUAUCAUGAGGCUGUGGGAAGUAUUAUGGACAGGAUUGCCGUGUGCAAAUUUCCAUUUACUAAUAGGUGUUGCCAUACUCGAUGCAGAGAAAGAUGUUUUUAUCAGUAAAGACUAUGGUUUUACUGAAAUAUUAAAACAUGUAAAUGACCUCUCAAUGUGCCUAGACGUAGACAAGAUACUCAGCAAUGCCGAAGGAAUCUACCACCAGCUGGUUUCAUCGCCCAACCUCCCAGACCAGAUCCGCGUAACCCUCGGCUUGCCAACUAUCAAUAUAUCCACAUCCACCCACUCGGAAGCAGACAACAGCAAACCGUCCACUUCCAGGGGAACGGAAAAUGGAUACCCUCGAAUAUAA
Messenger RNA from Arctia plantaginis, 1914 nucleotides. The record is from the annotation of a GenBank genome assembly. Lineage: Eukaryota; Metazoa; Arthropoda; Insecta; Lepidoptera; Erebidae.